Dipodomys ordii (Ord's kangaroo rat) is the source of this 730-nucleotide messenger RNA. RefSeq names its product WD repeat domain 83 opposite strand (gene Wdr83os). Gene Ontology annotation, molecular function: protein folding chaperone. The record is from RefSeq and is a predicted model, not a curated record. The transcript has 4 exons. NCBI's taxonomy places the organism in Eukaryota, Metazoa, Chordata, Mammalia, Rodentia, Heteromyidae. Gene Ontology annotation, cellular component: endoplasmic reticulum membrane. Gene Ontology annotation, biological process: protein insertion into ER membrane. Bases 104 to 424 code for a protein of 106 amino acids.
AAAACGUGAGGGCGUCGGGUGCUACUUUAAAAGCUGUCCCCCUCCCGCGCCGGAAGCUGCCACUCUCCCAGCGGAAGAGGCGUGACCAGGUCGCAGUCUGGCUAUGUCCACCAACAAUAUGUCCGACCCACGGAGGCCCAACAAAGUGCUCAGGUACAAGCCUCCGCCGAGCGAGAGUAACCCGGCCCUGGACGACCCGACGCCGGACUACAUGAACCUGCUGGGCAUGAUCUUCAGCAUGUGCGGCCUCAUGCUUAAGCUGAAGUGGUGCGCUUGGGUUGCCGUCUACUGCUCCUUCAUCAGCUUUGCCAAUUCCCGGAGCUCGGAGGACACCAAGCAGAUGAUGAGUAGCUUUAUGUUGUCUAUCUCUGCUGUGGUGAUGUCCUAUUUACAGAACCCUCAGCCCAUGACGCCCCCCUGGUGAUGUCAUCCUCAAGGGGUCACAGUGUGGACUCCCUUUAUCCACCUUCCUGGCGUAGCCUUUGGCUGUCUCCACCUCUUGCCCUCAGCUGCUGCCUUAGGUAUGCUCAGGGCCCCCAGCUGGAUGGAGAGAACCUGAUUUUUUUUUUCCCCUGGGGUUCCACUUCUGCUCCAUUGUAGAGGGAAAAGCCUUAGGCUUACCAUUUUUGUGUUCCCUGCCCUGACAUGCUGUGGGGGAGACAUUUAAUAUUUCAGAGUGUAUUUGUUUUCUGUGGAAAGUGUUGAUUAAAUAAAGUUUUUCACUCUGGCC